AUGGAUGACUGCAAUCGUAAUGUGACCGAUUGGGAGCUCUGCGUUAUCUGCCAAGAAUCAAACAAGGAAGGACUUCAGUGCCCCGCGGACUCAAGGCGAGCAGAUAAAGGUGCAGGCUAUAAGACACUUGCAGACAAUUUGAAACAGUUUGCUGAUCUGGGUUACAUGCCCAAGGACGUAAAUUUAUCGCGACUAGAUGAAGGCGACGGCAUUGCGGCUGCAUUCUUCAAACAUAGGGCCCGCUAUCACAAAAGUUGCUAUGCUCUUUUUAACUCGACAAAACUGAAACGAGCCCAAAAAAGAAAAUCUGAAGCCCCAGACGAGCCGCUAGCUGGCGGAAAGUUUACUCGCUCAAAUGCAUUGGCAUACACAAAGGACACUAGUCCAUCUUGUUUUUUAUGCGAAUCUGAUAAACAACCACUUCAUAGGGUUUCGACCCUUAGUCUCGAUGCUAGAGUUCGGGAAUGCGCAAAUGUACUGAAUGACGAAAAGUUGUUAGCUAAGCUUGGUGGCGAGGAUUUGAUCGCUCUUGAGGCGAGCUACCACGCCUCUUGUCUAUCUAUGCUGUACAGGAGUACAGAAUAUGCAAAAAGAGAAGCCGUUCGAGGAGAUGAAAAGCCACAUCGUCUAGAAGGUAUUGCCUUGGCGGAUCUCGUGACGUUUAUAGAGGAGUCGCGCACGAAUAGCGGGGGAGAGCUACCUACAUUUAAGCUAGCAGACCUAGCGAAGAUGUAUACCAAUCGCCUGCAGCAGCUAGGGAUGGAGAACACUGCAAGACCAAACAGUUCACGCCUUAAAGAACGUAUAAUUGCUCAGGUUCCUGAUCUCCAACCUUACAAUAAGGGACGCGAUGUAUAUUUGGCAUUUGGAGAGGACGUUGGGAAUGCACUUCACAAGGUCCAUAAAGAAGAUUCUGAUGAUGAGGCCAUACACCUUGCGAAGGCAGCUGCGAUUGUCCGUAAAGACAUACUUACAAAUAAGUAUUCAUUUAAUGGGUCCUUCGAACGAGACUGUCAACUGCCUUCUAUCCCAGCAUCCUUGUUAUCCUUUGUUAACAUGAUCCUGUAUGGUCCAAAUAUCAACGCUGAAGAGGGUAGUUUUUCAAAAGGUACUGGCAUACAGCCCUCCAACUGGAGCUUCUUCUCCUUGUUUUUCUAAAGUCGCUCCGCCUUGCUGACUUUGGCAUGUACGUAGAUGCAGUUUACAAGAUGCUUCCGUGGUUCUUUGCUUUAAACCAUACCAACUAUGUCCGUUGGCUCCCUAUACAUGUACGCGAUAUGCGCGAACUCGACAGUAAGGCACCAGCAGUAGCAGAGGCAUUCAAGCAGGGUUUGUUCACCGUCACAAAAACCCGUCGAAGAUUUUCUUGUAUAGCUAUUGAUCAGGCCCACGAGCAGAACAAUGCUAUGGUCAAGGAUGACGGAGGGGCUGUGGGUCUGACAGAGAAUGCCAGCGCACUUCGCAGGUGGAUGCUAUCCGGUCCUGAGAUGGCACGGCUAGUCAACGAGUUCGAGGCAUGCAUGUCACCUGAAGUUAGACCUGAAACAAACAACCAUCAUGAAGCUGAGAGGGGUUAUCAAGCAGCGUACCACAAAGAUGUCAGGUCACUCGUGGAUGUACUUGACGACCUUGGGAACCCUUUUGAAGAAGAGGGAAAAGACCUGAUCGUGUUAGAUACAAAGGUGGUGGCAGACGAAGGAGGGGUAUCAAGAAUGCAGCAAAUAGAGGAUCUUGACGUAAAGCAGUGUGACACGUUCAUUUCAGAGCGCCUAAUACAGCGGACGAAGCCUCUCGAUGACCCUAUUAGUAGAAACAAGCUCUCCUUCUUUGAAACUCCUUCCAAGAAGAAAAUUUCAAAGGCUCAACAGCAGCUUUCCUCUAUGAAAAGCGACUGUUCUCUUUUUUCACGACUGUUUAUUGCAUGCCAGAGCAGAAAUGGUAACUUGGAUGAAUUUUUUAAACAUGAAAAUCAAGCAUGCCCCCCAUCGAUAUCUGAUCAAGGAAAUUUGCGCCUCCCUCGACAAAAGUCUGAGUUAGCCUCUUGUCUUCAAGCUCUAACUACUCCCAAGAAUGCAGCCUCAGCCAAUUGUGAAGUCAUUAUUAUGGACGGAGCAGCACUGGUAAACAUGCUUAAGCCCACGGGGAAAGAGAAAACAUUUUCCGAAUAUGCCUCAAAUAAGUUUAUUCCUUAUGUCACCGCUCAGCUUCAACAUGUGAAACGCAUUGAUAUUGUCUGGGACGAAUACGUGGAGAACAGCUUGAAAGCAACAACUCGUAGCAAACGUGGAUCAGGAGUACGACAACUAGUCGCAGCUAAUAAUAAGCUUCCAAGAAACUGGAAAGAAUUCCUUCGUGAAGAUCGGAACAAGCAGAAGCUCUUUAGAUUCCUUGCGCAAUGCGCUACUUCUGUUAACUCGGGUCAGAGACAGAUCAUCUCUACGUAUGCAAGAGGCGUACUGACGAGCCUUCCACGAGAUGACACCUCCAGCCCGGCACCAUCCUCACAUGAAGAAGCCGACACAAGAAUGUUUAUCCAUGCUGCUGAUGCUAUCCAAUUCGGCUUCACCAAGAUCAUUGUUCGUAGUGUUGAUACUGAUGUCUUAGUACUGGCCGUGGCUCUGGUACAGAAGUUACAGGCGCUUGCUUCAGAGAGCAUCCAACUCUGGGUGGCAUUUGGUACUGGGGAACAUCUUCGCUACCUUGCAGCCCACGAGAUUGCCAACAAAUUUAAUAACACCGCUGCACUUGCCCUACCUGCAUUCCACGCAUUCACGGGAUGCGAUACGGUGUCCUGUUUCUAUGGGAAAAGCAAGAAGACUGCGCUGGACACCUGGAAGAGUUUUCCAGAAGUCACCCCUGUGUUUAUCGCCUUGUCCAGAGCUCAAACAGAAAUAGCCGAAGAGUGGAUGUCAACCCUUGAACGCUUCGUUGUCUUACUUUAUGAUAGAACAAGCAGUUCUUCAUCUGUAAACGAAGCCAGAAAGCAGUUGUUUACCCGUAAGGCUCGAAAUUUCGACGCCCUUCCUCCGACGCGAGAUUCAUUACUAGAACAUGUCAAGCGUACUGCAUACCAGGCUGGCCACAUCUGGGGACAAGCCCUCGUGCCAAACCCACCUAUUCCUAGCCCACAAGAUUGGGGAUGGAUAUUGGAAAGUGGCGAGUGGCGGCCUUUCUGGACAACACUGUCAGAAAUAACAAAGUCAUGCCAA
Messenger RNA from Porites evermanni, 3209 nucleotides. The record is from the annotation of a GenBank genome assembly. Lineage: Eukaryota; Metazoa; Cnidaria; Anthozoa; Scleractinia; Poritidae.